AUGCGAACGCCGUUGGAGGUCGUGGAGGCGAUCGAGCGGUGCGUGAGCGUGCCGGGGGGGGAGGUGCUGGACGCCGCGAGCGAGACGCUGAGGGCGAUUCGCGUCGAGCAACGGCGGAUUCGAGAGGAGUUACGAACGAUGCUGAACGCGACGAGCAAGGAGAUGGCGAGGAAGAAUUUUGCGGAGCGCGCGCAAAUCGUCACCAGACUUGGCAGACAGUGCAUACCGAUGAAACUCGGGAGCGCGGGCGAGCUCCCGGGAGUCGUGCUCGACGUCUCCGGCACCGGGAACACGGUGUUCAAAGAGCCGCAAAUCGCGGUGCCAUUGAAUAAUGCUCUGGCCACGCUUUCCGCGAGCGAAGAUGCGGAAAUAGAACGAAUUCUAGUCGAGCUCACCUCAAUCGUGCAAACGCACGCGGAUGUUCUGCUCGACGCGAACGAGGCGUUGACAGAGUUGGACGUGGCGAACGCGCGCGCCCGGCACGCGGAGUGGUUCGACGGCGCGGAGCCGACGAUCGUGGACGCCAAUCAAGGCAUGUGCGUGCGUGAGCUGCAGCAUCCGUUGUUCCGCCAUUGGAGAAGAGGAACAGAUGUGCGCGAUGUGGUCGUCCCGAUUGAUUUCAACGUCGAUUCGUCUAUCAAAUGCGUCACUAUCACCGGUCCGAAUACGGGCGGUAAAACCGCGUCGUUGAAAGCGAUCGGCGUCGCGUGUUUGAUGGCGCGCGCUGGUUUAUAUCUGCCAUGCGAAUCCGGUUGCGAGAUUCCAUUCUUUCGUCACGUCAUCGCCGAUUUAGGAGAUUCGCAAACCCUCGAGCUCGACGGCGGCUUGUCCACCUUUGGCGCGCACCUCAAAGGUCUGCAACGCAUUUUGGACGCCGCGACCGACGAUACAUUGGUCUUGCUGGACGAGCCCGGGAGCGGCACCGACCCGGCGGAGGGCGCGUCUCUCGCCGUCGCCGUCCUGAACAAACUCUCACGCACGUCUCGUUUGACGAUCGCGACGUCGCACUACGAAGAAGUCAAGGAAGCCACACUCGCAUCCGACACAGCUCAAGUCGCGGCGGUGGAGUUCGAUCUUCAGUCGCUGCAGCCGACGUAUCGGUUGCUGUGGGGCGAAACCGGCAAGAGCAACGCGUUGCACAUCGCAGCGGGGCUCGGAUUAGAACCGUGGAUACUCGCCGAGGCGCGCAUCGCGCUAGCCAAGGCGGAUGCCAACGCAGAGGUAGACGCCAGUGGCGCGAUCGCGCGGGAAAAUCGCGCGAAGUUGGCCAGCGCACUUGAUGAAGAAUGCGACGUGCAGCUCGCCCGCCGAGCCGCGGCGGCGGCGACGCUCGAAGAGACGCGCGCGCUGUUCGACGAAGUCAGGAGUAAAUCUGCGCACUUGGAUCUGAGGAAACAAAUCAUCAGGGAUGACGCCAACAAUGAGAUCGAGCGAAAGAUUGAAGAAGCUCGCGACGGGCUGUCCAGAGCGCUGCGCACGCUGAACGUCGCGACGCCGAACGCGCGC
Molecule: messenger RNA, 1506 nt
Organism: Ostreococcus lucimarinus CCE9901
Lineage: Eukaryota; Viridiplantae; Chlorophyta; Mamiellophyceae; Mamiellales; Bathycoccaceae
Exons: 4
Biological process (GO): mismatch repair
Molecular function (GO): ATP binding; mismatched DNA binding; ATP-dependent DNA damage sensor activity
Source: RefSeq, a predicted model, not a curated record